Messenger RNA from Sus scrofa (pig), 2616 nucleotides. It is a transcript of the gene NKX6-1, whose product is annotated as NK6 homeobox 1. Gene Ontology annotation, cellular component: nucleus. The record is from RefSeq and is a predicted model, not a curated record. Gene Ontology annotation, biological process: regulation of transcription by RNA polymerase II; cell differentiation. Gene Ontology annotation, molecular function: RNA polymerase II cis-regulatory region sequence-specific DNA binding; DNA-binding transcription factor activity, RNA polymerase II-specific. Lineage: Eukaryota; Metazoa; Chordata; Mammalia; Artiodactyla; Suidae.
CGCCCCUGGCCUGCACCCCUCUCCUCGGCCCCGCCCUUCCCGGCUGCCUCCGAGUGACGUCCUUCAAAGUUCUCAUUUUGGACCCCCACUUCCCCCUCCCCUUCCUCCCCCAGCUAAAGAGGGGUAGGGAGUGAUGCAAAUGUUUUAUUACCUUUGAGAGCUUCAUCUGAACUGUCAGGCCCGGAGGGAGCAAGGAGAAGAGAGAGAGGGAGUGGAAGAGCCGCCAAGAGGGUCAGCUUGGCCAGAAGACAGGACUUAGAAGAGCGAAGCCUGUACAGCCGCGAAGAAAAUGCGAGAGAGGAGAGGCAGAGGCGGAGAGUGAGAGGAAGAGAGGGCGCUGGGGGGUGGGGUGGGGCCGGGGUCGCCCAGGCCCGUUUGCAGAAGUGGACAGACCGGCGGAGCCGUAACCGAAGCCGUCAGACUUUUCACGCUUAGUCUUUGUUUUUCCGUGUUUUUCUUCCCCUUUUUCUUUUCAAUAUUGCAACUCUAGUGCCCCGUGGCCCAGAAGGGAAGGCGGGUCGGCGCGCCGAAUCCAGAGCCUUGGGGAUUGGUGGCACUGCCCUUUCUGGCGCAGCAGCCUCGGGCAGCGCCGGCGGAGGAAGCCCGCCCAGAGUCCAGAUUCCCCUGCGAGCUGGAUGCGCUCUCUUCCCUACGCGCUCAGAGCACCGAGUGGGAAUCAACCUCGUGCGGAAAGAGCAGAACAUCCAACUUAGAUUGGACGAGCGCAUCGGAAGGAAUCCUGCAUCCUUUGAACCUUUCUCCCCCAAAAGGGAGCCAGCCCCCACCUUCCCACAUCAGAGCGGAGAUUCAGCGACUCUAACUUUGUUACAAGCUCUCUGGGGCCAGCCGGAGUUUUGUUUUGCUUAUUUCCUGAGGGAUGAAGAUGAGAAGCAGCGCGUUUUGAGCGGCGAGGAAAAAGUGCGGAAGAGGGACGAGAUCGAGAAUCCAGGACGCAAGGGGGGGAAAGGACAGCCAAACCCACCCGGACGCUUGCCGGUCGCAGCGAGCCACCGCCUCUGGACUGGUGUGUGUGGACAUUUCUGCUGCGCAGUUCUGAGAGUAACUCUAGGCGGCCGCCUUCUUGGCCCAGUUGGCAGGUCGCCUCCGUGUGAGCGGAGCGACUCCUCGGACUCCUCGCUCGCGCCCUCCGCGCAUCUCGCUCCCCUGAGCCCCGCCAGGGGCACCGGCCGGCGCCCUCGCUGCGUGGCUGCGGGUUCCGGCCUGGUCGUGGGAUGUUAGCGGUGGGGGCGAUGGAGGGCACCCGGCAGAGCGCGUUCCUGCUCAGCAGCCCGCCCCUGGCCGCCCUGCACAGCAUGGCAGAAAUGAAGACCCCUCUGUACCCCACCGCGUACCCUCCGCUGCCCGCCGGCCCUCCCUCCUCCUCCUCCUCCUCCUCGUCCUCCUCGUCGUCGCCCUCCCCGCCUUUGGGCGCCCACAACCCAGGCGGCCUGAAGCCCCCGGCCGCGGGGGGGCUCUCGUCCCUGGGCAGUCCCCCGCAGCAGCUCUCGGCCGCCACCCCACACGGCAUCAACGACAUCCUGAGCCGGCCCUCCAUGCCGGUGGCUUCAGGGGCCGCCCUGCCCUCCGCCUCGCCCUCCGGCUCCUCCUCCUCCUCCUCCUCGUCCACCUCCGCUUCCUCCGCUUCGGCUGCCGCAGCCGCGGCCGCGGCCGCGGCCGCCGCUGCUUCAUCCCCAGCGGGGCUGCUUGCGGGCCUACCCCGUUUCAGUAGCCUGAGCCCGCCGCCGCCGCCUCCCGGGCUCUACUUCAGCCCCAGCGCUGCGGCCGUGGCCGCUGUGGGUCGGUACCCCAAGCCACUAGCUGAGCUGCCAGGCCGGACGCCUAUCUUCUGGCCAGGAGUGAUGCAGAGUCCACCCUGGAGGGACGCACGCCUGGCCUGCACCCCUCAUCAAGGAUCCAUUUUGUUGGACAAAGACGGGAAGAGGAAACACACGAGACCCACCUUCUCGGGCCAGCAGAUCUUCGCUCUGGAGAAGACUUUCGAACAAACGAAAUACUUGGCGGGGCCCGAGAGGGCUCGCUUGGCCUAUUCGUUGGGGAUGACAGAGAGUCAGGUCAAGGUCUGGUUCCAGAACCGCCGGACCAAGUGGAGGAAGAAGCACGCCGCCGAGAUGGCCACGGCCAAGAAGAAGCAGGACUCGGAGACCGAGCGGCUGAAGGGGGCCUCGGAGAACGAGGAGGAGGACGACGACUACAACAAGCCCCUGGACCCCAACUCCGACGACGAGAAGAUCACGCAGCUGCUCAAGAAGCACAAGUCGAGCGGCGGCGGCGGCGGCGGCGGCGGGCUCCUGCUGCACGCGUCCGAGAACGAGGGCUCGUCCUGAGCGCCCGGCCGGCCUCCGGCCCCUCGGCGGGGAGCGCGGGGAGCGCGCGGCCCGCCCGCGGGGCCCUCUGCUCUUUUCGAAGAUGGACAUUAUCUAUUUUUUUAACCUAGACGUCGAGGGGGCGGGGGAGAGAGACUCGGAGGAGGACCAGGCAGUGGCGGCCACCCAGGCUCCGCGCCAAUAACGCCACGGACGCCUGCAGCCGGGCGCCCUCCGGGGCCCGCUCGGGUCCAGGCCGCGUCCCCAGCCGCCCUCGGGCCCCCGCCCCGGC